AUGUCAACACCGUCGACCGCUCCUCCGGCGCCUCCCCCCUUCUGGAGAGACUGCGUACAGAUCUACAAGAAGGCCGACGCCAACAACGGCGACUUCUGGAUGUUCAUGAACAAAGCCAACGAAGGGGAGAACACGCUGGUCAAGCACGGGACGUGCGCCUUCGGCGUGCACGUGCACAAGGGCCACGGGCCUUUGGGGAGUCUGGGGCUGGUCGGAUACCAGGAUAUUUUGGAGGUGUUGAUGGCGACCGAGAGGAUGGCUGCGGCGACUUGGGCGGCCAACGAUAACCGGUUGGAGAAGGGCAAGUUUGAGAGUUUGGAUGGGAAACAGAUCACUAGGAGGCUGAGAGAUGAUGCGAGGGUGCAGACCUUGGGGCUCGCAUUUACCACAACCACCGCCCUCCCUACAACCGACCUUGAACUCUCCUCUCUCAGCCCUCCUCCUCCUCCCAGUACUCUCACCACCACCAACAAUACUACCACGGACCUGAACAUCACCGAGUCCGCCCACCCCAUCCUCGCCACCCGCGGCGAGCAAUGGGAGUGCAAAGACUACAGCGAGACCAUCGUUGAAUCCUCCAGAGGCCUGGGCUCCCCCCGGUGGGGCGACUGCCUCAAAAUGUACAGCAACGUCGCCUAUAAUGGGGCGGGGUGGAGAUACCCCAACUGGAACGGCGGCGGGCACCAGGAACUCGCGCAUGAACUGACGUGCGCCUUUGGCGUGAGGGUUCUGGCGGGCCAGCAUCCGCAGGGGACCUGGGCCAAGGUCGGGGACCGCGACCUGAAGGAGAUCAUGCAGCGGAUCAGGGAGGUGAAGAAUGGCGGGAAAGAGAUCGGUGAGGAGGUUAGGUUGAAGGCAAGUGGGAAGAUGAUGUGUUAUAUCGCUUCCCCCCUAAUAAAGAAACUGUGGAGGGUUGAGUGGGACUUGUAUAAAUAUUGCCCGCAGUAUACGGGCUAUAUUUGCGGAUGA
Molecule: messenger RNA, 969 nt
Organism: Sordaria macrospora k-hell
Lineage: Eukaryota; Fungi; Ascomycota; Sordariomycetes; Sordariales; Sordariaceae
Source: RefSeq, a predicted model, not a curated record